Molecule: messenger RNA, 895 nt
Organism: Misgurnus anguillicaudatus (oriental weatherfish)
Lineage: Eukaryota; Metazoa; Chordata; Actinopteri; Cypriniformes; Cobitidae
Gene: hist2h2l
Product: histone 2, H2, like
Cellular component (GO): nucleosome
Molecular function (GO): DNA binding; structural constituent of chromatin; protein heterodimerization activity
Source: RefSeq, a predicted model, not a curated record
AAACUGCGCAGCGAGUUCGCAUACCUUAACGAUCUCGUGACAGUAGGGCUUUAAAACCAAAACAAUGCCUGAACCUGCGAAAUCAGCCCCUGCUCCCAAAAAGGGAUCGAAAAAGGCCGUCACCAAGACCCAGAAGAAAGGGGACAAGAAAAGACGCAAGACCAGGAAAGAGAGUUACGCCAUUUACGUGUACAAAGUACUGAAACAGGUCCACCCUGACACUGGCAUCUCGUCAAAGGCGAUGGGCAUCAUGAACUCGUUUGUUAACGACAUCUUCGAGCGCAUAGCCGGGGAAGCGUCGCGUCUCGCGCACUACAACAAGCGCUCCACCAUCACCUCCCGCGAAAUCCAGACCGCCGUGCGCCUGCUGCUGCCGGGAGAGCUGGCCAAACACGCCGUGUCCGAGGGCACAAAGGCUGUGACCAAAUACACCAGCUCCAAGUGAAUGUGGACAACAAGAAAGACGGACUGUAAAAUAGAGUCGGGUGUCUUCUGGGCUCUGUCUGUCCUUUUGAGGGGUGGAAUAUCAAAACCAUCCUGUUGUUUGAUAUCCGCAUGAACUCUGGUACCUCUUGAGCGAAAUGCAGCUGUGGAUGAGCUAAAAAAAUACACAAUGUGCUCUCCAUCUGUAAAUCCAACAUUUACCUGAGGUUGUUCCUCUUUGUAUUUGCACGUGUGAACAUUUGUACUGUACCAUUAUGGCAUACGGCUUGUCAUUUGUUAACUAACGUUGCAGUAACCUCAAGUUGCCGGGGGAAAAUACUAUAUGUGGUUUUGGUUAAUACAGAUUUUUUUUGUGAAUAAUUGCUGCACUGUAUUCAUAUUGAAGCAAUGUCUAAUGCCUGAAUGUUUCUUCGCAAUUACCCUGUCCAAUAAACUCAUUGGUUAAUUGUAA